AUGGGCUCCGUGCUCCCCGCUGAAGCGUUGGCCCUCAAGUCUGGAUUUAAAUGUCCAGCCCGGGCUGCGCUGUCGGACGUGAUCACUUCGGACGUCCUACACAGCUUCCUGUACGGCCGCUGGAGGAACGUCCUGCAGGGGGCCGAGCACCUGCAGGCCGACGAGCGACACGCCGGCUGCACCAGAACCGCCUUCACCGCCGAGGUGCUGGCCCAGUCCUUCGCUGGAGAGGUGCAGAAAUUAUCCAGCUUGGUGCUCCCUAGUGAGGUGAUCAUUGCACAGAGCUCCAUCCCAGGAGAAGGUCUGGGAAUCUUCUCCAAGACGUGGAUCAAGGCCGGCACAGAGAUGGGUCCCUUUACCGGCAAAGUCCUGUCCCCGGAACACGUUGACCUACUCAAGAACAACAACCUGAUGUGGGAGGUGUUUAACGAGGAUGGCACUGUGAGGUACUUCAUCGAUGCCAGCCAGGAGGACCAACGCAGCUGGAUGACUUACAUCAAGUGCGCCCGCAACGAGCAGGAGCAGAACCUGGAGGUGGUCCAGAUUGGCAGCAGCAUCUAUUACAAAGCAGUGGAGACUAUCCCACCAGACCAAGAGCUGCUGGUGUGGUAUGGAAACACACACAACACAUUCCUGGGCAUCCCCGGGGUGCCGGGAACAGACGAAGAGCACCAGCAACAACAGCCGCAGCUGAAGAAGAGCAGAAAUGAUGAGUUGCAGUCUUGUGAGUCCUCGUGCUCGCCACCUUCCUCAUCUUCCUCGUCCACCGCCGGCCUGCACACCUCCGGGCGCAUGCGCUGCGUCAUCUGCCAUCGCGGCUUCAACUCGCGGAGCAACCUACGCUCGCACAUGCGCAUCCACACGCUGGACAAGCCGUUCGUGUGCCGCUUCUGCAAUCGCCGCUUCAGCCAGUCGUCCACGCUGCGUAACCACGUGCGCCUGCACACCGGCGAGCGGCCCUACAAGUGUCACGUGUGCCAGAGCGCCUACUCGCAGUUAGCGGGGCUGCGCGCGCACCAGAAAAGCGCCCGCCACAAGCCCGCUGCCGCCGCCGCCGCAGCAGCUGAAGGUAACUCGCAGGCGUCUCCGCCGCUUCCUCCUCCUGCUCCAGCCACCGUCGCCCAGCAAAUGGCGCCCGUGGUCCGCCACCAUCACCACCAUCAUCACGUGCCGCUGGUGCACCAUAUUCCCGCCCUGGUGCUCUGACAAGUAAGGCAACGACAAUAACAGCAAAGAUGCACUUUUGCAAAGCGCUCGAGCGGACAGGACACGUGUUCAGGUCAUGUUGAGGAAAAAAAAACAUUUAUUUGUAUAGCACUUUUAACAAAAAGGACUCCAAAGUGCUGAGUUGAAUUACAGGUUUGAAAUAUAAACGUACUUUUAGCUGUCCUCCCGGCACUUGUCCAAAGACUUGGGGAAAAUUUACAACCACCCGCCUGUCACGUGAUCACUAUGGCAGGCCGAUAUGCGUGAGCCCACACGUCAUGUGAUUACAGCAUCUUUCCAUGCAACCGUCACGUGAGCCCAACGGAGUAGUUUCUAUGGAUUCCACAUUUAUGAGUGAAAGAACAUUUUGGAAGGACACUGUUGUAGGUCUCACACUCACCAAUGAAAUUGUCACUUUAAACUUGUACAGACCGAAUAAUGGUGUAAUAUUAAAAUAAGUAAAUGUAUGCUUCUGUAUAUGCCAUUUGUGCUUCU
Molecule: messenger RNA, 1701 nt
Organism: Syngnathus typhle (broad-nosed pipefish)
Lineage: Eukaryota; Metazoa; Chordata; Actinopteri; Syngnathiformes; Syngnathidae
Product: PR domain zinc finger protein 12-like
Exons: 5
Coding region: 1-1206 (401 amino acids)
Biological process (GO): neurogenesis
Cellular component (GO): nucleus
Molecular function (GO): histone methyltransferase binding
Source: RefSeq, a predicted model, not a curated record